Messenger RNA from Plutella xylostella (diamondback moth), 634 nucleotides. Its product is annotated as putative nuclease HARBI1. The record is from RefSeq and is a predicted model, not a curated record. Lineage: Eukaryota; Metazoa; Arthropoda; Insecta; Lepidoptera; Plutellidae.
UUGCAUUAUCUUUUUUUGCCACUGGGAGCUACCAAAGGCUGGUCGGUAACAACCAAGGCACCCUGAUGUCCCAGCAAUCAGUAUCGCGGGCUAUAGCUGAGGUUACAGGUGCAUUGAACCACCCCACUGUAAUUGGGAAAUGGGUAAAAUUUCCUCAAAAUCAAGAAAAGAGGGAAAUUUUGAAAAGGAGGUUUUAUGAAAAGUUUGGUAUCCCAGGGAUAAUCGGGUGUAUAGAUGGGACACAUGUGGCCAUAAUCCGGCCUCAACAGAAUGAGGAACGGUACUUCAACCGAAAACAUUUUCAUUCAAGAAAUGUUAUGAUUAUAUGCGAUGCUGACCUCAACAUACUUUGUGUUGAUGCAUCAUUUGGGGGUGCAUCGCAUGAUAGCCACGUUUGGAAUCAACACCCAGUUAAACAACAUGUGAUGGAUCUGCAAAGAACUGGAGAGAGGGUGGCUUUGCUGGGUUGGUACCACUAUACUAGUUUUCAAUAGCUUCAUUAAACAUGGGAGAUGGUGAAGUGUUCGUAAUAACAAUUCAAGUUGGCUCGCCAGAAGAGCACUAUACCAAAAAACAGUGGACAGCACGCAACACCGUAGAACGAGCCAUUGGUGUGGUGAAGGCAAGGUGGAGG